AUGAGAGUUCUUCUUACAGGUGACAUUUCCACCAAGCAAUUCGCUCAGAACUUACUUCAUCUCGGGAAUGGAACUAUGACAGUUGAUAGUGAAGGAUUGAUAGCUUUGACAAAUAUUGGUAACAUAGUAGCAACAAUCGAAGAUCUUCAAGAUAGAGUAUUUCUAAAUAUCGAAAGUAAUUUUUGUGAUAUUAAUUGGCUAUGUGAAAGAGCUAUUCUUUCUCCAACGAAUGAGGGAGUUAAGACGAUAAAUUACUAUCUGUUAAGGAAAUUACCAGGUGAAAUUCAAAUAUUCAAAUCUUUUGACACCGUAAUUGAAAUAUAUCAGGCAGAUCCAACAGAAUUUUUGAAUUCAUUGGAACCAUCUGGUAUACCAACACACAAAUUAGAGUUAAAGAUUGGUGCACCUAUAAUGCUUUUGAGAAAUCUAGACCCACCAGCUCUUUGUAAUGGAACGACUUAUUGUGAAGAAAUUGAUGCCAAAUGUUAUUGA
This is a messenger RNA of Argiope bruennichi, 492 nucleotides long. RefSeq lists its product as uncharacterized. The record is from RefSeq and is a predicted model, not a curated record. The transcript has a single exon. Lineage: Eukaryota; Metazoa; Arthropoda; Arachnida; Araneae; Araneidae. The coding region runs from base 1 to 492 and encodes 163 amino acids.